AUGGCAGCAAAGAUUUUCCCUGUCAUCAAACUGGCCACGAAAGUGACGAUUGCUGGAGGAGCUCUUUAUGUAGCUUAUGACUCCGGACUUCUGGGCACCAGCGAGCAGGGAUCUGAGGCUCUGGGGCGGGCCAGAGCUGCCAUACCACCCGCUUUGGAGGAGUGGAUGAAGUACUUUGGCCUGGAGGCUCGGCUUCCUACAAUACCCAAGGUUGAAUUCUCUCCAGUCAUGGCCUGGAAUUCUGGGGUGCGGUCUUCCAUUUCAGCUCUGUCUGAGGCGCCAAGAAAAGCAACUGAAUAUUCCACUCGGGGCUUGCAAUACAUGAAAGAUCUCGCCAAGUGA
Nerophis lumbriciformis (worm pipefish) is the source of this 342-nucleotide messenger RNA. The record is from RefSeq and is a predicted model, not a curated record. NCBI's taxonomy places the organism in Eukaryota, Metazoa, Chordata, Actinopteri, Syngnathiformes, Syngnathidae.